Messenger RNA from Phragmites australis (common reed), 1482 nucleotides. RefSeq lists its product as uncharacterized. The transcript has 5 exons. Lineage: Eukaryota; Viridiplantae; Streptophyta; Magnoliopsida; Poales; Poaceae. Gene Ontology annotation, molecular function: ATP binding. Bases 1 to 990 code for a protein of 329 amino acids. Gene Ontology annotation, biological process: proton transmembrane transport; proton motive force-driven mitochondrial ATP synthesis. The record is from RefSeq and is a predicted model, not a curated record.
AUGUUGUUGGAUGGGUCGCAAGAAAAAAUGUCAUAUGUGAAUAAGAUCAUAUGGCUAAACAGUGAAGGUGCCUCCUCUAUUAAACCCUUCUCAGUCACCCGACACAGUGCCAGCCACCCUCCUCUCUUCGUAGUCUCGACCAAAUGCUUCGCCUCUCCUUCUAGAACCAUCCACAUAUUCCAAACCCUAGGCGGGCACCCAUGGCGUCCCGCCGCCUCCUCUCUUCGCUUCUCCGUCCUCCGCCGCGCCCUCUCCGGCCGGCCGCCGCGCGUCCCCGGCCGACCUCCUCCUCGCGCGCUUCGCCGCCUCAGCCGCGCAGCCGUCGUCGCCGCCCCCGCCUUCCGCGGCACCGUCCUCGUCUCCGAUAUCGGGGGGGUCAAGGGCAAGGGCGUGAAUAUAAUGGUCGCGCAGGUGAUCGGUGCCGUCAUCGAUGUGCGCUUCGACGAGGGGCUCACGCCGAUCCUCACGGCGCUCGAGGUGCUCGACAACAACAUACGCCUCGUGCUCGAGGUCGCGCAGCAUCUCGGCGAGAACAUUGUGCGCACCAUCGCCAUGGACGGGACCGAGGGCCUCGUCCACGGACAGCGCUUCCUCAACACUGGAUCUCCAAUCACUGUUCCUGUUGGUAGGGCUACGCUUGGGUGUAUCAUGAAUGUCAUUGGCGAGCCCAUUGAUGAGAAAGGCGACAUAAGUUCUGCAGUGUAUUAUGAUGCAUUGGUGAGUUUGGGUGAUAAUUCUUUUUAUCACAUUCCUACAACAGAGACAAACCAUUUCCUCCCAAUCCAUCACGAAGCGCCCGCUUUCGUUGAGCAGGCUACAAAACAGCAGAUCCUUGUCACCGGAGUUAAGGUCGUCGAUCUCUUGGCACCCUACCAAAGAGGUGGAAAGAUCGGACUGUUUGGGGGUGCUAGUGUCGGUAAAACUGUGCUCAUCACGGAGCUGAUCAACAAUGUAGCCAAAGCCCAUGGUGGUUUCUCUGUUAGCACUUAGAAAACUCCUAUGCCCAGUGUGUGCUCGCGUGUGUUCUUCCAACUCACGCAGGAUUCGAUCCAACGUUCAAGAGCGUAUCACUACAACCAAAAAAGGAUAUAUUACGUCUGUAUAUGCCAUGUAUGUGCCUGCUGAUGAUCUGACGGAUCCUGCUCCUGCAACUACAUUUGCCCAUCUUGAUGCCACAACAGUGUUGUCCCACCAGGUUUGUUUACGGUGUUGGGUGCUUAGGUAAAAUGAUACCUCUCAACACUGUGUCCCUGUUCAUUUUACAAUGUCUUAUGUUAUAUAUCUUGUCUAGAUUUCUGAACUUGGAAUCUACCCUGCUGUGGAUCCACUUGAUUCAACAGAAUGCUUUCACCCCAUGUGUUGGGGGAAGAUCACUAUAACACUACCAGUGGUGUUCAGAAGGUUCUGCAGAACUACAAGAACUUGCAGGAUAUCAUUGCCAUUUUGGCUAUGGAUGAGCUCAGUGAAGAUGACAAACUCACU